AUGCCAACCAUCCCCAGCAAGCGCAAGCAGAUUGUCGGUGGCGGCGUCGGCAUGAAGGGCAUUGUUUCAGCCCUGGCUCUGAACCCUAGCGGGGACGGUAUUCUUGCUGCAGGCACUUUCACCAGACAUAUUGGACUGUACAGCUCAAAUGGCUCGGGUGAGUCCCUUGGGACUUUCAGCGUCGCGAAGACCAACGCAAAUCGCGAAAUUGGGGGUCGCGGAGUUACACAGCUUGUCUGGAGCCCUUGUGGCAGGUACCUGUAUGUCGCUGAGCGCAAGAGUGAUGGCAUUUUGGUUUAUGAUGUUCGGGUUACGGGGCAACUGCUUGGGCACUUGCGCGGGCGCAAGGCUCUGACGAAUCAACGCAUGAAAAUUGAUGUUGUUGCAUCUGGUCCUGAUGGCGCCCAUGAGAUUUGGGCUGGCGGUACCGAUGGGUUUAUGAGGGUUUGGAGAAGUCCAGAGCACUGUGCAGGUGGGAAGGACCCCGAUUGGGAGUACAAGGUGCAUGAUGAUGCCGUGACGAGUACAAUAUUCCACCCAAUGGGAAGUGUUGCUGCAACCUGCUCUGGGCAGCGACAUUUUGUUUCAGAUGAUUCUUCUGACGAAGACAUUCCAGCGAAGAACACCAAGCAAGCGGAUAACAGCCUCAAGGUCUGGUCAAUGCCAUUUCUGAUGUCAGAAACCGAGGAAAUCCGUGACUCAGAGCCAACAGCCUGA
Molecule: messenger RNA, 717 nt
Organism: Penicillium griseofulvum
Lineage: Eukaryota; Fungi; Ascomycota; Eurotiomycetes; Eurotiales; Aspergillaceae
Exons: 2
Coding region: 1-717 (238 amino acids)
Molecular function (GO): protein binding
Source: RefSeq, a predicted model, not a curated record